AUGGAGACUGAAGCAGGCGGAGAUAAACUGAAGGAGGCCACUAUUCCCGGCCGCGGCAAGAAGAGGCCGCCGUCCCCGGCAUCUUCGCCGAGCGACGACGGGGAGGACUCGUCGAUGUCCAGCAGCGACGACGACUGCUGGGAGUUCAGCGACGAGGAGCAGGAGGAAGAAGAAGAAGAAAACGACGAGGAGGACGAUCAAGAUCUACUUAAAUGA
Molecule: messenger RNA, 216 nt
Organism: Miscanthus lutarioriparius
Lineage: Eukaryota; Viridiplantae; Streptophyta; Magnoliopsida; Poales; Poaceae
Source: the annotation of a GenBank genome assembly